Molecule: messenger RNA, 1953 nt
Organism: Rhopalosiphum padi (bird cherry-oat aphid)
Lineage: Eukaryota; Metazoa; Arthropoda; Insecta; Hemiptera; Aphididae
Exons: 1
Coding region: 230-1813 (527 amino acids)
Molecular function (GO): zinc ion binding; nucleic acid binding
Source: RefSeq, a predicted model, not a curated record
GACGUGGUGGGGGGGCUCACCGACUCCGGUCGGUGCCAAGAGGUACCAAAAAUCCCGGUACUGACUUUAAUUAGUUGGUGCUGGAGCCUUCAGCGCCGCUCUUGACCCUAACCGGUUGAGGGUGGCAGGGAUCGUAACCACCUGCUCACACCAGCAAAAGGGCGGAGAAGGAAAACUGCAAACCCCCUGCCAGCAGGGUGAAAAUGGCAGAGCACACUGUAAAGCCAAUAUGAGUUCGACGACAACAAAUAUUGCUACUUCUCCAGGAGGUUCGGAUAUCCUCCAGGAGACUACUUCAUUGGGUGAGCAAGGGAGCUCAGUGGGGUCGAGAGACAAUUCCAAGACCGCCGGCGUUCCUUCACAGGCGCUGGUGGGUACUCACGUGAGUGCCAUGAGAUGUGACACAACUGCCUUGGAAACUGGAAAAAAAAUGGAUUCAACGGAACGGACUGGAACUGAAUCGGAACGUGAACACAGGAGGACGAUUGACAUAGCGGUCCUCAACGAAUCGGAACUGUUAACUAUGAUAAAAGGAUAUGUGAACUCCAUGAAUGAUUUUGCAAAAAGAACACGAAAUGUCCAUAAAGAACUUAAGGAUACACUUGCAAACACUGGAUUAGUUCUUAACCAAUACCUGAAGAUCAAGAGUUCAACAUCAACUGGGAAAAAGGUCAAUGAUAGUAGUACCCAGACAGAGGACAUUCCCAUUGACAAUGUACAGUCAGAGACUAUUCAGAGCAAGAAGACGAGUUCUAGAGAAGCCGCCAGGCGAGAGUGCAAGGAUGCGGCCACGAAUACUGCUUCCCCGCAAGCGGUUCCGGAGAAGCAGCGAAAGCAACAGCAACAGCAGCAGAAGCAACAGCAACAGCAACAGCAACAACGGCGGAAGGGCAAAAAGUGGCAGCGGUUACAGCAGUCUCAGCAGCAAGAGAGCCCGCAACAAUUGCAGCAAGAAAUGCAGAAGCAGCAGCCCCAGAAGCAGCAGCCACAACAGCAGCAGCCCCAGCAGCGGCAGCCCCAGAAACAGCAGACCUGGAGCGAGGUGGUGAGGAAGACGAGGCCACCGAAGCCGGCCCGACAACCGCGCUCGACCGCCGACCAAGUGGCUCUCCUGCGGAAGCGCACUCCGCGAUCCAUGGCGGUCACCAUCGACCGCCCGGCUGAAGGAGGCUCUCUAGCCUCUGUGAUGAAGAAGGUGUCAGGUUCGAUCAACCUUCAGUCUCUCGGCGUCAAGGUGCUGACGACGAGGAAGACCAGGGCGGGUGGAAUUCUCCUCGAGGUUGAGGGGAAUGAAAAAGCCACGCUCCUAGCCGGGAAGAUCCGGGAGGUGGUGGGAGACGCGGCAAGGGUGAGGUUACCCGAGACCCGCACACCCGUCCUUCUGCUGGGAGUUCCAGAAUGGGCAGAGGCAGAGGACGUCGUUGCCGGCGUCACGCAGGCGGGAGUCACCGGAGUCACCUCCGAGAACCUGAUCAUCCGCAAGAACUCCGGAGGAAGAGGGGAGUUCGUCGCGAGCCUCCACUUGCCGCUCAAGGACGCAAUCACGUUGGCGGAGAAGAAUGCGGUCUCCGUGGGGUGGACCAGGUGCAGGGUCAAGCUGUUGACUAACAACCAACCGACCUGCUUCCGGUGUCAAGGCAAAGGUCAUCUCGCGGCCGAGUGCCGAGGCGAGGCCAAGCCCCGUCGCUGUCACAGGUGCAGGAAGGAUGACCACCUGGUGAAGGACUGCACCCAACAAAAGCAGCCUCAGCAGAAGCAGCAACCGCAGACCUCUAGAAGCGAGACGCCUGCAGAAGUGAACGGAGCGGUGUGAUGGCACUCAACUUCGUGCAGUGCAACCUCAACCACUGUCGCGUGGCACAAGAUCUCGUCGCGCAGUACAUGGUUGAGGAGAGAGUCGACGUCGCACUGAUCAGCGACCCCUACAAGGCGGACCCGAACUCCAGUGCCUGG